GGUUAUUUACUCCUUGCUUUAAGAGUUAAGUCUCAUUCUUUCCAGCUUGGAGCCACGAACAAGGUAAGUUUUGGAUGAGUUUUAAACACCACAGGACGUCAGAACCCCCUUCCGCUUUACCUUCUCACCAAUAGCGUAAAACCAAACGAAAUAAAAAUCCCUUUGAAUUAAUUUAAGCAUUUGCUUAAUUCUUAUAAUAGAUUUCACGGCCCAACACAGAUUACUAUUUUGGCACGAUUUUGCGACGUCACAAACGAUGUGAUUUGUGAAACUACAAAAAACCUGUUUCGCUUUAUCGCUCGAGCAUUAACUGUUAAAUAUUACGUAAAUAGUAUCUUGUAAAUUUAUAGCAAAAUUCUCCAUGCUAUUUCAACAGCAUUUGUUCAUAAUUGGCUUCCAACCCGUGAACAGUAUUUUUUUAGUAUAUCAAACUUGUUUAAGAGAAAAUAUGUUUUACCGAAAUCAUCACUUUCGAUAAAUCACGAAUGUGAGGUAAAUGGAUUGCUUUUUAUUUUAAAACUCGGUACACAGUUGCGUACUUUUUUAUUUGAAAGAAUAAUAACAGCUGCGUCCUGACGCAGUAAUAGUUAGUACUACUAACUUUGAAACAACUGAUCCGUCAAAGAUUCAUUUAACAAAUUUCCUAUUGUUUCCGUGGCAUGUACUCUUACUCCACAAUAUUCGUCACCUCAUGUACAAAAUGUUGUGAACUUUACGAGACCGUAUAUACCACGGAAAAUUAUGGGAUAUAUAUACCACGGUAUAUACCACGGAAAAUUUGUUUUCGGCUCCUGCCGUGCCGAAUCUAAUUAUUUGGAUUCGGUACAUGAACAAGUUCAACUAACCACCAGUCGUGCUUUUAGUACGACUUUUAGUACUACUAACUACAGUGUCGUAUUAUCCAUGAGUUGUAUUCAAUGCAAAUGUAUGCAAAUGAAGGGGAAACAAUCGACACGAUUCAUUUGCAUACAUUUGCAUUGAAUACGGCUCAUGCAUAAUACGACGUUUGAACUUAGCCUUACAGAUUCCAUUUGGUCAAGACUUAUAAAUGAUCUUAAUUAUUUUUAAGACCCUUGGGCGUAUCUAAUUGGUAUGCAACUAGGCGGUCUUUGUGCUUGCAAUUAUAGCAUAGAAUCAUAGCAACAGGCUGAGAGUGAUAUAAUCACUAUUUUUUGUUUAUUUUGAUGAGACUGACGAAGUUGCGGGCCAACCAAAGCACUGAGCAUUUGUUGGCCACAUAACCUCCAUAAACCGUCACCGAAGGAUCCAGGUGAAGAUGGUGUGUACUGCUUUCCGGAUUGGUCUUCGAGUGCUGUUUCUAGUAUCUCUGAUAAAAGUUGCUCUACUGCUCUUCUUGUAUAACAAAUACAGUGAAAUGGGAACCAUCAAGGGUGACCAAAUACCAGAUCCCAUAAUCAACGCUAGCCUACUCCCUAUCGAAUCAGUGCUACCUGGUUAUGUAGUGGUACCAGGAGUUGAUUUACCAGGAAUUACGGCUACCAGUCCCGUAACAACGUUAGUGACAUCGCCAAAGAAUGUGACGGAUACGGCACAUCUUGCAAGGGAUUCACUUACCACAGGCUGCCCAACAAGACAGGCAUCUGGUCAAGGAUGAAGAUUUCAUUUGGUGUUCCGUCAGAGAGCAAAGAAAAGAGCUUGUACAUCAAGCGUAGCUACAUUGACCUCUAUAUCAAUGCUCUUAAAACCGACUUGACAUGCGCGGUACCGCUGACCAACCUGACUGCUGGAAACGGCGGCUGUAAACUCCCAAAACUCCAAAAGUACUAUGAGGAGAUAAUGCACCUUGUAAAGAGGCUGCCACCAAUCACCUGUGACGUCAAUCAUCUGCACACCAAACUUGAGCAUGGCGUCCUGCAAAUGAGAGAGAAUGCGACAAAAGACCCUCAAGUCACUAGCCUCCACGCGCGUCCAAUACGCCGCGGUAAAAACGACGAUACUAUCACGUACGGCCCACCAUGGCACUUUAACCUGACAGCUAAGUCUCUGCAAGUCCAAGAAGACUUCUGGGAAGUCAUAUCCAUUCUAAAGAACAAAGAAGAAAAUAAAAACUUUCAUCUCUCGGUGGUGGAGAAACCCGGGAUUGAACGGCGCAUGCUCAAUAACAACGCACCGCUGAAUAUAAUGAUGAUGACCUUAGACAGCACCUCUGCUGUUCACUUUGAGCGGAUGUUGCCUAAGACUUAUGAUUUUCUCAGUCAAGAAUUCGGGUCGUACGUGUUCAAGGGUUUCUCGGUCGUCGGCGACGGCACGGCGCCAUACAUGAGUGCUGUCUUGACAGGGAGACCCUGGGACGAGAAUACCAAGCAAUGGAGUGAACCAGAUGGUACUGUCGAUAGGUGGCCGUUUGUGUUUAAGAAGUUUGAGAAGAAAGGGUUUGUGACAAUGUUCAGUGAAGACUUUUCACAUCUCGGGGCUUUCAAUUAUUUCGCUAAUGGCUUCAAGGAGCCCCCCUCGGAUCAUUUCGGAAGGCCAUUCUGGCUUGCCACAUCUGGACUAUGUUGUGGAGGACAGCCCCAGGUCAGACUUCAGUUCAACUACCUCAAGAGCUUUAUUCAGGCUUACCCCGGGAGACGGAAGUUUGGUUACACUUUUCUAUGUGACAUCGGCCACAGAAGGGUAAAUACCCUCAGUGCAGCAGACCUAGAGUUCUUAACGUUUUUAAAAACAGCAAAAGAGGAAAAUCUAUUCAAUGAAACCUUGCUUAUUAUUAAUUCUGAUCACGGGCCACGCUUUGGAGAGAUCCGAUUUACUAAUCAGGGGAAAAUGGAAGAACGAAUGCCUUUCCUUUCUGUGUAUAUUCCUGAGUGGUUUAAGAAAAAAUUUCCCAAGCUGGCGGAAAACCUUCAAAGGAACACGAAUGUGAUUAUUUCCCCAUACGACCUCCAUGCAACAUUUCUUGACUUGAUGGACUUUCCAAGUAAUACCACUAGUAACACCUAUGGCACUAGUUUAUUAAGGAAGCUAGCCUUGAACAGGACCUGUGCAGAUGCUCAUAUUGACGAGCAGUGGUGUCCGUGCUUAACAUGGAUUCCGGUAAGCACAUCGCAUCUCCAAGUCGUAAAGGCCGCACGCAAGGCCUUAGAUCACAUUAAUGAACUUCUAGCGACGAAUCCGUCUUCGAGAAAACUAUGCCACCGGUUGGAACUAAAGAAGGUCAUCAGCGCGCAUCAAAAAAUGGCAAAUAUGAGAGUCCAAGACAAAGCUCGUGAAGAUGAGUGCAGUUAUCAAAUUCAAUUUGAGGUCCGUCCAUCAGGGGGUGUGUUUGAAGCUCUUGUCAAGUUUUUCUACAGCGGUGAGAUUGAGGUACAAGGGACAAUCAGCCGAAUUAACAUGUACGGAACACAACCGGACUGUAUAUUGAAGAAAGCGCCAACCAUGAGAGGGUUUUGUUACUGCAAAUAAGAGGUAAACAAUCUAUAUAGGGAUAAAGUGGAAUUUUGCACCUUGGCAAAAACAGAGUAGCUCCGCAGACGAGCCGUGCACUUGUGCAUAACGCGCGCCAGUGUAAUAUGCAAUAAUUCGCACCCGUGUAAUAAUGCAUGUACAGCCCUUAUGUAUAAGGCACAUCCGCGCAUAAUCCGUGAGCAACGUCGCUGAACAUGUAAAACCAGAUUGAACAACAUUUUAUAACCAGGUUAAAUGGGUACUCAGUAAAAUGUGCACCCGUGUUCUAUGUAUACCCAAAUCCUAAAAGCACAUGGAGCGCAUUAAUGAUAAUAGUUUAUUUGAUCGCUUCGCAGCCAGGGACUGAACAACAUGACGGUCGCGCAUACAUCACAUUAACUAAUAUACGAGCUGCUGGGGCAAAAUUACAGAAGGGUUACAAAUACGCCUUAAAUAGGAAGAAUACAUUCACCAACAAACUUCAUUGUGACAAAUUUAUCAAAACGGUUAGUGUUAACGAUAGGCUUAUGAACACUAUUAUAUAUCUACAUACUACUAUCUAGGUAUGUGUGACACGCACCCUUGUAUAACGUGCACCCUUGUAUCAUGUGCAUCCUUGUAUAAUGUGGUCCCUUGUAUAAUACGCACCCUUGUAUAAUGUGCACCCUUGUAUAAUUUGUAUCCUUGUAUAAUGUGCACCCUUGUAUAAUGUGCAUCCUUGUAUAUGCACCCUUGUAUAAUGUGCACCCUUGUAUAAUAUGCAUCCUUGUAUAAUGUGCACCCUUGUAUAAUGCGCAUCCUUGUAUAAUGUGCACCCUUGUAUAAUGCGCACCCCUGUAUAAUGUACACCCUUGUAUAAUGUGCAACCUUGAUAAUGCGCACCCUUGUAUAAUGUGCACCCUUGUAUAAUGUGCACCCUUGUAUAAUGUGCACCCUUGUAUAAUGUGCACCCUGGUAUAAUGUGCACCCUUGUAUAAUGUGCACAUUUGUAUAAUGCGCACCCUUGUACAAUGUGCACCCUUGUAUAAUGUACACCCUUCUAUAAUGUGUACCCUUGUAUAAUGCGCACCCUUGUAUAACGCGAACCCUUGUAUAAUGUGCACCCUUGUAUAAUGUGCACCCUUGUAUAAUGCGCACCCUGAAUGUGUAUCCAUACAGUACACGAAAGACCGCGCCUAAGUGUAUAAUGCUCACGUGUGUAUUAAGCGCUCCCGUGAAAACGCGCGCUUUUCAACUUUGUUUGACGUUAGUUAAGCGGCUGGGUUCUACAAGCCUUCGUCUCAAAAACUGCCCUAAGGGCAUAAAGCAUAUUUCCAGAUUCAAUAAAUGUAAGUUCACCGUAAA
Molecule: messenger RNA, 4749 nt
Organism: Nematostella vectensis (starlet sea anemone)
Lineage: Eukaryota; Metazoa; Cnidaria; Anthozoa; Actiniaria; Edwardsiidae
Exons: 6
Coding region: 1612-3423 (603 amino acids)
Source: RefSeq, a predicted model, not a curated record